AUGCCGCCCAAGUCGAAAAAGGACGGCCCGCAGGACGCCGCCGACGGCGCUGCUCAGCCCGCCGCAAAAGCCGUGCGCAAGCCGCGCGCCGUCCCGCGCAGAAAACCCGCUGAUACAACCACCGCCGCCGCCGCCGAAUCGACCGCCACCGCAUCUGAGACCCAAGACCAGACCGCUUCAGCUGCUGCUACCGCCGAUCAGCACUCACAGAACACCGACGCCCAGGUAACGACCAGGUCCGCGCCCGCCGCGCCGCAACCACAGCAGCACAAUGGCGAGGCGACUACGGCAAAGAAGCGCAAGCCGCCGCAGCGGCGGCUGGACGACGGCAUGGACAGCGUGCUACAGCCCUUCUACUACGGCAAGUCGCUGACGGACCCGAUCAACACGGCCGAGGACAAGUGGAACCUGCUGCCGGCAUUCCUGAAGGUGAAGGGUCUGGUGAAGCAGCACAUCGACUCGUUCAACUAUUUCGUGGAUGUGCAGCUCAAGGAGAUCCUGCGCGCGAACCAGUACGUCUACUCGGACGUCGACGACAAGUUCUUCUGGCGCUACACGGACGUGCGCGUGCUGAAGCCGUGCCGUGUCGAGGAGGAGAACGUGCGCGGUAUUCAGAGCACGAUUACGCCGAAUGAAUGCAGGUUGCGGGACAUGACGUACGCGGCGCCGAUUGUUGUGGAUGUGGAGUAUAAGAAGGGAAAUGUGAAGGUUAAGAGAAAGGGCAUUCAUAUUGGCAGGAUGCCGAUCAUGCUGCGCAGCAAUAAGUGCCACCUCUGGGGCAAGUCGGAGGGGCAGAUGGGCCAGCUCGGCGAGUGCUCGAUUGAUCCUGGUGGAUAUUUCAUCACGAGGGGCCAGGAGAAGGUCAUUUUGGUCCAGGAACAGCUGAGCAAGAACCGUGUCAUUGUGGAGUCGAUGAAGGGUAUUAUCCAGGCCUCCGUUAUCAGUUUUACGGUCGACCGGAAGUCCAAGGGCUACGUUCUUUUGAAGAAGGGCCUGCUCUACCUGAAGCACAACACCUUCACCGAAGAUAUCCCCGUCGUUAUUGCGUUCAAGGCCAUGGGAAUCCAGUCCGAGCACGAGAUCUUGCUUUUGGUGGCUGGUGACGAUAGCGCAUACCAGGACGAAUUCGCUGUCAACUUCGAGGCGUGCUACAACGAGAAGAACGAAAGGAUAAACACGCAGCACCAGGCUCUGGAAUACAUUGGCCAGCGGACGCGCCAGCUCAGGAAGCCCAUCGGAAACAGACAAGCCAGGAAUAUGCAGCAAGAGGCCAUCGAUGCCAUCUCGAACAUGAUGAUGAGUCACGUCCCGGUGGUUGGCAUGAACUUCCGUCCGAAGGCACUCUAUAUCGCGUACAUGACUAGGAGGGUUCUCAUGGCCAUUCAUGACCCGAAGAUGGUGGACGAUAGGGAUUACGUCGGAAACAAGAGACUGGAGCUGGCUGGACAGAUGAUGGCGCUGCUAUUCGAAGACAGCUUCAAGAGCUUCAACUACCAGUUCAAGGCCGCCAUCGACAAGAUUCUCAAGAAGCCGAACAGGGCCGCCGAGUUCGACGCCUACGACCACAUUCAGACGCACGGUUGGAGCAUCACCGCAGGUAUGGAACGAGCAAUCGCCACCGGCAACUGGAGCUUGAAGCGUUUCCGCAUGGAGAGAGCCGGUAUCACACACGUUCUCAGCCGUCUCAGUUACAUUUCCGCCCUUGGUAUGAUGACCCGUAUCACUUCUCAGUUCGAGAAGACGAGAAAGGUUUCGGGUCCUCGUGCUCUUCAGCCUUCGCAGUUUGGUAUGCUUUGCACUUCAGAUACUCCUGAAGGUGAAGCCUGUGGUCUGGUCAAAAACUUGGCGCUUAUGACGCACAUUACGACCGAGGUGCCUGAGGAUCCUGUGAAGCGGAUAGUGUUCAUUCUCGGUGCGGAGGACGUUCAGUCAGCAAGUGGCACUGAGCUGUAUUCCGAUGGAGCCUACAUCAUUUUCGUCAACGGUUCGCCCUUGGCAUUAACCCGUGAGCCCAGGCAGUUCUUGAACGGCUUCCGUAAGUUCCGUCGCAUGGGCCGCAUCUCGGAGUUUGUCAGCAUUCACAUCAACCAUCACCACCGCGCUGUCCAGGUUGCCACGGAUGAAGGUCGUAUUUGCAGACCGCUCAUUGUGGUGGAGCGUGGAAAGUCCAGGGUGUCUGCACGAUACCUCAGAGCUUUGCAGAAAGGAACCAUGGAGUUCGACGACUUCCUUUCCCGUGGCCUUGUGGAGUACCUGGAUGUUAACGAGGAGAACGACUCGAACAUUUGCAUCUACGAGAAGGAUCUCAAGGAACACCAUACGCAUCUCGAAAUCGAACCCUUUACGAUUCUCGGCGCCGUCGCCGGUCUCAUUCCCUACCCCCACCACAACCAGUCUCCUCGUAACACUUACCAAUGUGCCAUGGGUAAACAAGCCAUUGGUGCCAUUGCUUACAACCAGUUCACCCGUAUCGACACUCUUCUCUACCUCAUGGUCUAUCCCCAGCAACCCAUGGUCAAAACGAGAACGAUCGAGCUUAUCAAGUACGACAAACUUCCCGCCGGACAGAACGCUACUGUCGCUGUCAUGUCCUACUCCGGUUACGAUAUUGAGGAUGCCCUGGUCAUCAACAAGGCUUCUUGCGACAGAGGAUUUGGUCGUUGCCAGGUUUUCAAGAAGGCGACCACAACACUCAAGUCGUAUGCCAACGGCUCUCAAGACAAGAUCACGGGCCCUGAAAGGAACGCCGAUGGACCCAUCAACCCGAGGCACAAGAAGCUCGGCGAGGCUGAUGGUAUUGCGGAGGUCGGCAUGCUCCUGGAGAAGGACGACGUCUACCUCAACAAGUUCGUGCCUGUUCAGACGAACCCUGUUGGUCUCGAGGAAGGCAGGAGGAGGCCACCGCAGGAGUUCAGACCAACAGCCAUGAGCUACAAGCUGCCCGAUCCCGCCUACGUCGACAAGGUCCUGCUCACCGAGAACGAGAACAACACGCCCGUCAUCAAAAUUCAGACCAGACAAACGCGCCGGCCCGAGCUGGGUGACAAGUUCUCGUCCCGCCACGGUCAGAAGGGUGUCGUCGGCAUCAUCGCCGAACAGAUCGAUAUGCCGUUCAACGACCAGGGCAUCUGCCCCGACAUCAUCAUGAACCCUCACGGUUUCCCGUCUCGUAUGACGGUCGGCAAGAUGCUGGAGCUGCUGUCCGGCAAGGCAGGCGUGGUCAGCGGCGACCUGCAGUACGGCACGUGCUUCGGCGGCUCUAAGGCCGAAGACAUGUCGCAGAUCCUGCUCGAGGCGGGCUUCUCGUACUCGGGCAAGGACAUGCUGACGUCGGGCAUCACGGGCGAGUGCCUCCCGGCCUACGUCUUCUUCGGCCCCAUCUACUACCAGAAGCUUAAGCACAUGGUCCAGGACAAGAUGCACAGCCGUGCGCGCGGCCCGCGCGCCAUCCUCACGCGCCAGCCGACGGAAGGUCGUUCGAGGGACGGUGGUUUACGUCUCGGAGAGAUGGAGCGCGAUUGCCUUAUCGCGUACGGCGCCAGUCAGCUCCUCCUCGAGCGCCUCAUGCUGAGCUCUGACGCGCACGAGUGCGAUGUGUGCGAGCGGUGCGGUAUGAUGGGGUACCAGGGCUGGUGCCAGAGUUGCCGGAGCAGCAAGGGCGUUGUGCGCAUGACGAUUCCGUAUGCGGCGAAGUUGCUGAUUCAGGAGUUGUUGAGUAUGAAUGUUAAGGCGAGUUUGAGGUUGGGUGAUGAGUUUCCGGUGGAGGAGUGA
This is a messenger RNA of Lasiodiplodia theobromae, 3771 nucleotides long. RefSeq names its product DNA-directed RNA polymerase subunit 2 domain 6. Gene Ontology annotation, biological process: DNA-templated transcription. Gene Ontology annotation, cellular component: RNA polymerase III complex. The transcript has 3 exons. Gene Ontology annotation, molecular function: DNA-directed RNA polymerase activity; ribonucleoside binding; DNA binding. The coding region runs from base 1 to 3771 and encodes 1256 amino acids. Lineage: Eukaryota; Fungi; Ascomycota; Dothideomycetes; Botryosphaeriales; Botryosphaeriaceae. The record is from RefSeq and is a predicted model, not a curated record.